This is a messenger RNA of Seminavis robusta, 2448 nucleotides long. The record is from the annotation of a GenBank genome assembly. Lineage: Eukaryota; Bacillariophyta; Bacillariophyceae; Naviculales; Naviculaceae.
CUUCAACCCUGCCACCGGGUGUCAACCAACCACAUGGUGUGGUACCGGUACCACUCGAAAAAUCAGCAUCCGGCGUUGGGCAUCACUCUCGAUGUUGUUGUGGUGGGCUGAUUGAUGCUCCUUUACAAAGAAAUCUCACCAUGAAUGAUGACUCGGACAGCUCCUUGGAAUCCCUUGUGGAGGAGGAUCCCAAGGUGAUUCGUCAAAAGAGGCUAAGGAUUUGGAAGGCCAACCUUGGAGUCUUAUGGAGAGUUAUUCUCGGUGUUGUGGCUCUGUUCGAUUUUCUGUCCACUGUGCUACCUGGAAUGCUGCGAGUCAAGACGGAGCAUGCCGAAGAUGAUCAUCAUCAUCGCCACCAUCAUCAUCAUGAAACAGACUUGUUGCCCGAGUAUCGCUAUGAAGCCUUUGGUCAUGCCAUUCCAACAGAACCAUUUGGCAGCAUGAUUGACUUUUUGGAUGAUCACAGUGGCCAUCUCGGAUUUGCGUUUUCCAUGCUCUGUUUCAUCGAGGCGUUUCUCGAUGCCAGCCGCAGUCGACACAGAGCUCUCAUGGAACGAGAUCGAAAGAGAUUGAUCCGAUCACAGCAGAAACAAAACUUGGAUGAUAGUAGUGAUCACCCCAUUGACGUAAUCGAUGACCUGGCGUAUCUGGACGACGACCAUGACACUCGAACGGUCUUUUAUUGCAAACUAUUGCUACAAUUGAUGCUACUCCCAGUGGGAUUUUGGUUGGCAUGUGAAGCACUCUUUCUUCGCGGUCAAGUCGUUCUCUGGGGAGAUUCCAUGGAAGAUGGUCGGCUCAACAUGGAAGAACUCUUGGACGAUGAGUAUGACAUGGACUCCCUCAUCGGUAAUGUCAGUCACGAACGAGACAUGAACCUUUCCGUAGGAUUUGCCUUGCUCCGAAUGCUCCUGGAAAUGCUGGUUGACUUUUUGAAUGUCAAGGGUGUGGUGGCCAAGAAAAAGGUCAUGCGCAAGAUAGUGGCCACGGUCCGAAAAACUGUAGGUGGUGCUGUGCGCCACCCCCUUCAAUUCUACAGGAAGGCUCAGUCCGCUCUGACGGCGCUACGAUGGAUCAAAUACCUUCAGCCCAUUCUUGGAAACACCAACAAGCUCAUUGGCAAUCUAAAAGACCUUGCCAAAAAGUACCGACAACGACAAGAGUUCCUCUUGAUGCAAAAGGUGCGACGAAAAAUGUUUCGCGAAAUGAACACACCCCAACGCAGAGAGUACGCUGCCAGAAAGAUUCAGGGGCUAUUCCGUGGAAAUCAAGCGCGAAAACAUAUUCGAGCCGUGAAGCUCUUGAGAGGAAAUGAGGAAGCCAUGGCUGCCCUUCGGCUUCAGGCAAUCUUUCGACGAAAGCUCAAGGAAGCGAGAGCACGCAUCAAACGGCGCAAAAAAGAACUGAAACAACUGCAGGCAAAGGCAGAGCUAGAUCAAGAAAAGAAGGCGGAAAAUCAGUCGCUGCGCAUGAAUGCUCAGGAGAGGCUAAGAUUGUAUCAACUGGAAGAAGAGGUGAACAAGGAAUCCUUAAGGAUCCUUCAACGAAGACUUCUUAUAAAGCCGGAUACACGCUUUGCGGUCACUUGGAGGGUUAUAUUCUGUGUCUGUGUUGUCUGUGAAAUCUCAAUGUUGGUGUGUAACCCAUUGCUGAAAAAGUACAAAGACCACUCGGGCAACCCUCUAACCGUGCAGAACCAGGUAAAGGAGUUUUUGAUCCCAUUGCCUGUCUCAGAGCUCAAGGAAUGUUCCUGUGAACCACACUCUAGGAUUGGUGGUUGGGGAGACAAACUCAAACACCGUUUCCUGCAUGACGAGGAGCCUCCACACUGUGAUGAGCUCCCAUGGUAUUGCUUGCAUCCCUAUUCUACCGCCAGAGCAUGGUACAGCAACGCUUUGGAGUUUUUGAUUGAUGAGUUCCUUCUUGUUAUAGGGCUUGUCAUGUUCUGGGACGUGCCAAUAUCAUUCUUCACUGGUGAUUAUGACAAGGAUAGUGGCUCUUUAAUACCCAAACAUUGGUUCCCGCGGUGGGUCCUUCCAGGCCUUGUAUUGCAAUUCAUUGUCAACCCGCACAUGAAAGCAACAGGCAAGUUGGUCGGGCGACUCUUUGGCAAAACAUUUGAGUUGGGACCGGUCCGUGUCUUCCGAUGGAACAUGGGUUUCUUCUAUCCUUUCUUUUUUGUGCUUCUAGAUUUGGGAGAAAGGUACAUCUGGAUUCCUUUGGUAAAGGACCAGAAUAGGCAGACGCUACUUGCACGAGCCAGCUCCACCGUGAUGGGCAAGCACAGAGACUUGACAGAGUCAAUUCAGCAGCUGAAGGUUUCAGCACAGAAGAAGAAAAAUUAGCUUAAUCUUGUAAUAUUUGUAUUGCACUACAUGUAAUACAUACGGUUGCGUUCUAGCAUCAAAGUAAAAGCUGACAGCAUCAACCGAUUCCAUGGUGCCUUUU